Molecule: messenger RNA, 970 nt
Organism: Pelobates fuscus (common spadefoot toad)
Lineage: Eukaryota; Metazoa; Chordata; Amphibia; Anura; Pelobatidae
Gene: FRG1
Product: FSHD region gene 1
Exons: 10
Coding region: 112-879 (255 amino acids)
Cellular component (GO): striated muscle dense body; nucleolus; catalytic step 2 spliceosome
Molecular function (GO): actin filament binding
Source: RefSeq, a predicted model, not a curated record
UUGUGAAGUCAAACGUGGAAUAACCGGAAGCGUGCGUUCCAGGACCUGUGUGUCUCUGUGCAGCAGGCAGCUGUAUCCCAUUGGUCACAUUACUCUUACCAAAUCUACAUUAUGGCUGAGUAUGCCAGGGUAAAAUCCACUAAAUUGGUGUUGAAGGGAGUGAAAAAGAGUAAGAAAAAGAACAAAGAUAAGAAAAGAAAGCGAGAGGAGUCUGAAGAGGACAAGCUGGAUAUUGUUGGAAACUGGUGGACUGUCAAAAACUUUGGUGAAAUUUCAGGAACAGUUGCUAUCGAAAUGGACAAAGGAGCUUACAUUCAUGCUUUAGACACUGGUCUCUUCACAAUUGGAGCACCACACAACGGUGAUGAAGGACCUUCUCCACCAGAGCAGUUUACUGCAAUCAAGUUGUCUGAUACCAGGAUUGCACUGAAAUCUGGUUAUGGGAAGUAUAUUGGUAUAAAUUCAGAUGGCCUUGUUAUUGGGCGUGCUGACGCCAUUGGAGCAAGAGAACAGUGGGAACCUGUGUUUCAAAAUGGUAAAAUGGCUCUGCUUGCUUCCAAUAGCAGUUUUAUCAGUUGCAAUGAAGAAGGGGAUUUAGCAGCACAGAAUAGAACUGCUGGAGAAGGAGAAAUGAUAAAGAUCCGUUCUUGUGCAGAAAGAGAAGCAAAAACAAAAGACGACAUCCCCAUAGAAGAUAAGGGAAACGUUAAGCAGUGUGAAAUCAAUUACAUAAAGAAAUUCCAAAGCUUUCAGGAUCGUAAACUAAAAGUGAGCCAGGAAGAUUCCAAGGACCUCAAAAAAGCCAGAAAAGAAGGAACUUUUCAUGAGAGUCUUCUAGACAGACGAUCGAAACUCAAAGCUGAUCGAUACUGUAAAUAAAAAUAAUUUGCUUGCAAAGAGCGAGAAAAUCUGCUUCUGUUUAAGUGAACCAUCCUGUUAGAAUGUACAGUAUAUAUGUUACAGGUUUUGC